Molecule: messenger RNA, 1741 nt
Organism: Aphanomyces astaci
Lineage: Eukaryota; Oomycota; Saprolegniomycetes; Saprolegniales; Verrucalvaceae
Exons: 2
Coding region: 26-1402 (458 amino acids)
Biological process (GO): nucleoside transmembrane transport
Cellular component (GO): plasma membrane
Molecular function (GO): nucleoside transmembrane transporter activity
Source: RefSeq, a predicted model, not a curated record
UCUUGGUUGACGAGACCCGAAGGACAUGGCGUCUCUGUCGCCGCCCGAUCGAUACCAUGCUGCGUAUGGCAUCCUAUUUCUCCAAGGCGUCGGUGCCUUGCUUCCCUGGAAUGUGUUCAUUACAGCCGCCAGCUACUUUGGCGAGCGCUUGAAGGAAACCUCGGUGCAUGCAUCGUUUCUGAACUGGUUCAGUCUCGCAUUCAACUUGUCCACGUUGUUCAUGGUGGCCCUGAACGCAGCGUGGCUGCGGCCGUACUUGCCCCGGCCUCGAACAAAGAUCAUGGUAUCUUUGACUGGCAUCGCGAUCGUGCUGCUCGUCACGGCAAUCCUCGUCAAGUGUUCGACUGUUGUGGGCACACGAUUCUUCGCCAUCACCAUCUCCAGCAUCGUUGUGGCUUCCAUUUGCUCGGCGUAUUUGCAAGAAGGACUUUUUGAAAUCGCCGCGCUGUUCCCUGGCAUUUACACGCAGGCGGUUAUGACUGGUCAGAGCAUGGCUGGGUUUCUCGUCUCGUUGAGCAGCUUCGUCCUUACGUGGCUGCACCCAGUGCAACAAAUUCCCUCAACGACCACUCCGUACACCCCAUGGACAACCGAAGGCGACGCCGAAACCAGCGCGUUCAUCUACUUUUUAGUUGCGCUAGCGACCGUGGGGCUAGCGUGGGGCUCCAUAUUGUGCUUCUUUCGUCUGCCAUUCACCAAGCACUACCUGUUGUCGCUCCAGAAACGUCCACGCCGUAGAAGCCGUCAACUCGCGACCUUUGUAGCCGACGAUGACAUCCCAACCGCAAGUUCAGACUCGUCGUUGGACUCGUCACCAUUCCUUGAUCGCACCGACGACGACGGCGACGAAACAGAUGACGACACACCACAUCCUCGACCGAAUCCGUGGAAAAUCCUGUGGCAAGUCCGGCAUUUCGCCUUGACGGUGUUCCUCACGUUUUUCGUGACGCUGGCGUUGUUCCCUGUCGUCACGUCGUCGAUUGAAUCGACCAGCAUGAACCAGCCCAUGUUUGUCGCGCUGACGUUCGUGUUGUUUAAUUUGGGCGACGUGGUUGGCCGCGCCUGCACGGGACUGUACGUACUUGGCCACCGCCGGCUCUUGGUGGCGGCCGCCGUCGCCCGCCUGUCGUUCUUCGGCCUCUUCUUCGUCUGCAACGUCCGCGACUCGCCGUUUGUCAUGUUCAAGCAAGAUGGGGUCGCUGUCCUCGUCCUCGUCGCAUGUGCCUGGUCGAAUGGGUACUUUUGCAGCGUCGCCAUGAUGCAGAGCCCCCACGCCGUCCACCGCGCCCACAGAGAGCUCUGCAGCAGCAUCAUGUUCUUGUGCCUCUGCCUUGGCCUCACGGGUGGCUCUCUCGCGUCGUUUGCGCUUCGCGCCUUGCUCUGUCGGUGCAAUCCGUUCUAAGAUCAACCAUGUUGCUAUCUUGUUGCCACUAUGUCAAGGUGUGUUGUGAUGAUUUGGGCAUCAGUCGUGUAACAUGUUGGCUGCUAGUGUUCGGAGUCGACCGGUUCAGAUGUGGGAUCCUGCCGAGUGUAGCUACCGUGGCAAAGCCAGCGCAACCACGACAGGUGAUGAUAGUCCAUCAUUGUAGAUGCGAUAAGAUGAUCCUUCGUCGGCCAUGGACAUGGAAUACAUGCAAGUUUUGUGAUGUCGACUCAUACAAACUUUGCAAUUGGUCCAUUGAUCUUGUCCACAAGGAUCUACUACAUUGUUCGCUGCUAUUCAAACGCCGAACUGAACCGG